UGAACUUCUGAUGCGCAACGCUGCCGUGAGUUUCCCACUCUGUGCGAGAAGAAUACUAGAAUCCGUCCCUCCUUUCACUUUUUGCCCCCUUCCACGAACCCCCAAUCUACCAGCAAAUACGAAGAACGCACAACGGCCGCUUCGAAUAUCAGAAUAUCCCUGAGGCCACGCUUUAGCAAGACCAAUACUCGACGCGCUGUGCUGCAGUUCACAACACCCAUCUAGCCACUAUGGCUUCCUUCUUAGAGAGCUCGUACAGCUUAGUACAUCAAGACAAUGCGGCAGAUGUACCAACAAUGUCAGACCUGCGCAAUCAGUUGGAGAAGGGAACGGAUGAGAGCAAGGUGGAAACCAUGAAGCGCAUUCUCACAGUAAUGCUGAAUGGAGACCCCAUGCCUCAACUACUCAUGCACAUUAUUCGUUUCGUUAUGCCUUCAAAGCAUAAGGCGUUGAAGAAGCUUUUAUAUUUCUAUUAUGAAAUAUGCCCCAAGCUUGAUUCCAGCGGUAAGCUGAAGCAGGAGAUGAUUCUUGUCUGCAACGGAAUUCGAAAUGACCUUCAGCAUCCGAACGAGUACAUCCGAGGAAACACAUUACGAUUCUUGUGCAAGCUUCGGGAAGCAGAACUCAUUGAACCCCUCCUAUCCUCUGCACGAUCUUGUCUAGAACAUCGCCAUGCAUACGUACGCAAAAAUGCUGUCUUUGCAGUUGCAUCCAUCUUCCAACAUUCAGAGAGUCUGAUCCCCGACGCCCCCGAGCUUAUUGCCACGUUUUUGGAGACUGAGAGUGAUCAUACCUGCAAAAGGAAUGCAUUUGCGGCUUUGGUUAGCAUCAGCCAUGACAAAGCACUGGCAUAUCUGAGCAGUGUAUUUGAUGGCAUCCCAAAUGCAGAUGAAUUGCUCCAGUUGGUUGAGCUUGAGUUCAUCCGCAAAGAUGCGAUUCAGAACUCUCAAAAUAAGGCUCGCUAUCUCCGUCUCAUUUUCGACCUUCUCGAAGCUGGUGCCACAACUGUAGUCUACGAGGCUGCAUCAUCUUUGACCGCAUUGACCAACAACCCGGUGGCUGUCAAGGCGGCCGCAUCGAAAUUCAUUGAGCUGAGCAUCAAGGAAGCCGACAACAAUGUCAAGCUGAUUGUACUUGACCGUGUUGAUGCUCUGAGACAGAAAAAUGAGGGCGUCUUAGACGACUUGAUUAUGGAGAUUCUCCGUGUCCUGUCGAGUCCUGAUAUUGAUGUCAGGAGAAAGGCUUUGGAUAUUGCUAUGGAAAUGGUCUCGAGUAAGAACGUGGAAGAAGUGGUACUGCUUUUGAAGAAGGAACUUUCGAAAACCGUUGACCAAGAAUACGAGAAGAACAACGAGUACCGACAGUUACUCAUCCACGCCAUCCAUCAAUGUGCAAUCAAAUUCUCAGAAGUGGCCGCAAGCGUUGUUGACCUCCUCAUGGAUUUCAUUGCAGACUUCAAUAAUACGUCGGCCGUCGAUGUCAUUUCAUUCGUCAAAGAGGUGGUCGAAAAAUUCCCAAAACUUCGCCCGUCUAUCGUCGAACGUCUUGUUUCUACUUUGAGCGAGGUCCGAGCCGGAAAGGUCUACCGAGGAGCGUUAUGGAUAGUUGGUGAAUACUCACUAGAACCCAAUGAUAUCCGAGAUGCAUGGAAGAGGAUACGAACCAGUUUGGGUGAGAUCCCUAUAUUGGCAUCAGAGCAACGUCUCCUCGACGAAGCAACAGAUGGUACAGAACCACCAAAGGAAGCAGAGCAAGUCAACGGACAUUCGAAGUCGGCACCUACUGGUUCAAGGAGGGUACUUGCCGAUGGUACUUACGCCACCGAGAGUGCUCUGACCAGCCAGUCUGCAGUUGCAGCUAAGUUGGAGGCUGUGAAAGCAGCUCAGAAACCACCUCUUCGUCAACUAAUUCUCGAUGGCGACUAUUACUUGGCGUCUGUCCUUUCCUCCACUCUCACCAAACUCGUCAUGCGCCACUCAGAAAUAUCCCCUGACAAGGCACGCACCAAUGCUCUUAGAGCUGAAGCAAUGCUGAUUAUGAUCUCCAUUAUCCGUGUUGGUCAAUCGCAAUUCGUUAAGGCCCCCAUUGAUGAAGACUCCGUGGACAGAAUUAUGUCUUGUGUAAGAUCUCUCGCCGAAUUCGCACAGAACAAAGACCUUGAGACAGUCUUUUUGGAUGAUACAAGAAAGGCAUUCCGUGCUAUGGUUCAAGUUGAAGAAAAGAAGAGAGCGGCUAAGGAAGCUGUCGAGAAAGCCAAGACUGCCGUUCAAGUUGACGAUGUCGUUUCCAUCAGACAACUUGCCAAGAAGAAUGCCGGAGAUGGAACAGAUGAGAUUGAGCUUGAUCUCGAAAAGGCAACUGGUGGCGAUUCGACCGUUGAGGAUCUUUCAUCGAAGCUCAGUAGAGUCGUUCAGCUCACGGGUUUCUCAGACCCUGUAUACGCAGAGGCAUAUGUUAAAGUCCACCAAUUCGAUAUUGUUCUCGACGUGCUUUUGGUAAACCAGACAACUGAGACACUCCAAAAUCUCUCAGUAGAGUUUGCAACAUUAGGAGAUCUCAAAGUUGUUGAGCGACCAACCACACAGAACCUUGGACCUCACGACUUCCAAAAUGUCCAAUCUACGAUCAAGGUCUCAUCAACAGAUACAGGAGUCAUCUUCGGAAAUGUUGUUUACGAUGGUGCCAGCUCAACCGAGAACAAUGUGGUCAUCUUGAAUGAUGUUCAUGUUGACAUUAUGGAUUACAUUCAGCCCGCAGUGUGCACGGAAACACAAUUCCGAACUAUGUGGACUGAGUUUGAGUGGGAGAACAAAGUCAACAUCAACUCGAAAGCUAAAUCACUACGAGACUUCUUGACACAACUGAUGGCUUGCACAAAUAUGAGCUGCCUGACGCCUGAAGCUUCGAUGAAAGGGGACUGCCAAUUCCUUAGUGCCAAUUUAUAUGCACGCAGUGUCUUUGGUGAGGAUGCUCUGGCAAACCUGAGUAUCGAGAAGGAGGGAGAGGAUGGACCAGUGACCGGCUUCGUCCGAAUUCGCAGCAGAUCACAAGGGUUGGCACUUAGCCUCGGAUCAUUGAAAGGCUUGAACAAGGUUGGAGAGGCUGCCUGAGUGUGGUAGAGAUCCUAAUGAGAGAUGGACCAUUUGACUUUGCAGCUCCCCUUUUAUGAGCUUUUCGGCAAGCGUACUUCCUAAUGAAUAGAACGGAAGCUGGAGAUGCAUUGGCUGAAGCGGAUAUGACGGAGCCUGAUGUAGUGUAAGUGAUGUGCAAGUAUAGCCACGCUUUGAGUUGGGUCAUCAUGAAUGGCGCAGAAAAGCAAAAAGGAGUUAUCUAGAUACUGAGGUCAUUGCAUGAAAUACUCCAAAUGUCCUCGCUCGGAGCGUUCACUAAUGAGACAUGUGUGAUCAACCUGUUUCUAUCUUAGCGACUCU
Molecule: messenger RNA, 3431 nt
Organism: Mollisia scopiformis
Lineage: Eukaryota; Fungi; Ascomycota; Leotiomycetes; Helotiales; Mollisiaceae
Product: Coatomer, beta subunit
Exons: 4
Coding region: 231-3110 (959 amino acids)
Biological process (GO): intra-Golgi vesicle-mediated transport; endoplasmic reticulum to Golgi vesicle-mediated transport; intracellular protein transport
Cellular component (GO): COPI vesicle coat; cytoplasm
Molecular function (GO): structural molecule activity
Source: RefSeq, a predicted model, not a curated record